CCACGUUGUCGUGCGUUCUUCUAAACUUUAUAACCAGAACUCUCUCUCCCACACACACGCACACACUUACACACCAUCUAGGCUAGCUAGCAACGAGUAAAAAAAGAGAGGCACAUCUUGGCGCACAUUGUAUAGAAAGGAGAAUUAUGUUUUAAUCGACUUUCUCUCUCGCUCUUAUUAAACGUGUUUGACUCUUCUCUCGGGACGUGUGAACGUAUUUGUUGUGGAAAUAGACGGUGCAUGCAGCCCUUCACGUUAUGAGCCAGACUUGGCACUGAACAUCGAGAUUUGCGAAAUGAUUAACAAGAAGCAAGCAAAUGCUCCUCGAGAAGCAGCCACAAGCAUUGUUCAGCAUAUCAAUAGCAAAAACAUGAACCAGGCCAUGCUUGCACUGACGCUGCUGGAUAAUUGCGUCAAGAACUGUGGAUACCCCUUCCAUUUACAAAUCGCCACCAAAGAAUUUCUGAACGAACUUGUACGCAAAUUUCCUGAACGACCUGCUCCAUUCCCAAACCCGGUGAUUCAGCGUAUUCUGUAUAUGAUCAAGGAAUGGAAAGUUGCUUUGGCAGACAUGUCUCGGCACAAGGAUGAUUUGAUGCAUGUUAAGGAUAUGUAUCGGUUGCUACGAUUCAAAGGUUAUCGCUUCCCAGAACUGAAAGAUUCCUCGGUGGCAGCAUUGGCACCGUCUCAAUCAUUGAAAUCAGCUGAAGAAUUGGAAGAAGAGGACCGUGUGGCACAGUCAGCGAAAUUGCAAGAGCUUAUUCGAAGAGGACGACCACAAGAUCUUGUAGAAGCGAAUCAACUUAUGAAAGUCAUGUCUGGUUAUGAUCAACGGCAACGUCCAAAUUACAAGCAAAAGUUUGAAGAUGAGCUACACAAAAUUCAAGAAAAGGUUAUUUUGUUGUACGAGAUGCUUGAAAAUGUACGACCUGGGGAACAGAUAGUACGCAAUGAUACCUUGAUGGAACUCAAGAACUCGAGCGCCGGGGCCCAGCCGAAAAUUCAAAAGAUGAUCCAAGAAGAGGAGGACCCUGAAAAAAUUGAAAACCUAUUGACUUUGAACGAUAUGAUCAACAACGCAAUGUCUAAGUUUGCCGACGUUGCCAAGGGCUUAUACGAUACACAAUACGAAAUCAGUGGAAAGCCGCCCAAACAAACGGAUGAAGCAGAGGAACCACGUCAAGCGAUCAGCUUGAUUGAUUUGGAUGAUGAACCCUCUUCCACGACCUCAUCAUCGCAACUUCAGCCAAGCAGUGGUACCGCUAAACCGGUCAAUGUGCUCGAUGAACUCAGCGAUAUAUUUGGUACCAGCGCUUCGAUAUCGACUCCACCUGCUCAGCAACUACAACAGCAACAACAACCACAACAACCCUCUCAGCAACAACUGAUUGAUCCGCUUGCAUUUUUGACCUCGUCUUCCCCAUCACCUGUACACUCGACUUCUUCCUCGCUCGCAGUGCAUGCACUUCCUCCUCCUCCUAUUGUAUCUCCCACCCUGUCGUCAUCAUCUAUGGGUACACCUAGUGCUGCUCAUCAACAAACACAAGAAACUUUGCCAGCUCCUGCAAACAACGGCAACACCAUCAAACACGAUUCAGUCGAAUUGGUAAACAAGAAUGGCCUGAAAAUCACAUUUGAAAUUGUCCAAAAUGAUGCAAUCUGGCGCCUCAAAGCUUUCUUUUCCAACCAAUCCACAGCACCCAUGGAGCAGCUUAUGCUGCGGUUGGCUGCACCCAAGUCAAUGCAACUGAAAAUGGAGCCACAAUCAUCUGAAGUGAUUCCACCCAAGUCCGAAAAUCAAGUAACGCAGAAUAUUGCAUUGCAUAACCCAAAUAAGGAACCUCUGCGGUUGAGGUACAAAGUAACAUACCAGCAGUUUGGUGUAGACAUGGAACAAUCUGGAGAUUAUCACGCCUAAUCAAUUAAUUAAAUAUUGGGAAAAGGGGGUAAAUCACUUGUGCAUCUAUUUAUUAAAAACACAUCUCCUUUGGAUAGUCGAAUGAAUUGAACCGAGAUGGAGGAGAGAUAUGAUUUAUCAAAGGCUACAAUGAACAAGAUCAACUAUUAUUCUCUUUUUAUUAUGUAUGUUAUGCGUGCUAUGUCAUGUGGGGAGAGGAAUAAACAAAGGAGGAGUAAAGUGGCGUGUGUGUGUGUGUGUGUGUGUGUGUGAGGGGGGGGAGGCAGAGGUGUAUGUAUUGUAUUUAACACUUUAUACACA
This is a messenger RNA of Zychaea mexicana, 2218 nucleotides long. RefSeq lists its product as uncharacterized. Lineage: Eukaryota; Fungi; Mucoromycota; Mucoromycetes; Mucorales; Lichtheimiaceae. Gene Ontology annotation, molecular function: phosphatidylinositol binding; ubiquitin binding. The transcript is spliced from 12 exons. Gene Ontology annotation, biological process: Golgi to endosome transport; Golgi to vacuole transport; protein transport to vacuole involved in ubiquitin-dependent protein catabolic process via the multivesicular body sorting pathway. Bases 296 to 1918 code for a protein of 540 amino acids. The record is from RefSeq and is a predicted model, not a curated record. Gene Ontology annotation, cellular component: trans-Golgi network.